GCGUUGAUCAAAUGUUAACUUUGAAAUUCAAAAUGGCUGUUGACAAUAUUUCAUGCAAUGACUAAUAAAACGUUGGUUUACUACCGCCACAGAUCAAUGGAAGAGCAAAUAAGCUGUGCUAAUAACUGCUUGCUCCUGAGAAAUCUACACUGAUGAACCCAAUUUGAGUGAUGCUUCAUGCAUUCCAGGAGACAUUGAACCACGCUGACUCACACAUUUGCACAUAUACAAGUGACACUGAUGCACAUAUUUAAUAGACAAUAGAUGACAAUGGCAAAAACUAAGUCUAAAAAGCCAGUUAGGGCAAUAGCCACCAUGAUAAAGCAAACAUCUGUGAAAAAAACGCAGAGUAAAGUACAGAUACGUAAAAUGAUGGGUCCCAAGAAAAAGUCUGUUGUCAAAAAAGUUGUGAAGAGGAAGAAGCAUUCUUCAGACUCUGACAAUGAUCUUAUUGUGAAGGUGGCAUCAAAGUUACGGCAGUUGUCAUGGAAACCAAUUGAAAGUAAAACCCAUGAGAGAGUAAACAGCAUUGUACAAGGAUGUUUAGAGCAGAGUGUCAUGCUGACAGACUCCACUUUAGAAGAUGAAGUGAGGGAUAAAUUGCAACAGAUUGCAUCUCGGAUAAAGCAUGUGAUGAGGAAAACUAGUGCUCCAGCUAGGGGUCAAGACCAAGUCUAUGAUGGCACUGAACUGAAGUUGCUGAGAGAUUUACUAAUAAGAAAGAAGGAUCUCUUGGAGCAAGUAGAGAAUAUGAUAGAUCAGCAUAACAUAGAUAUCCAUGAAAUCAUUGACAAGACAGAUGAAGUGGAUGAGACUGCAAGAUCUGAGAAGGAGAAACACAAUGCAAGCAAAUCACAGCUACAUGAGUCAGUAAGGAAGAUUCAUCACACAGAUAGUCUAGGAAUUCCCCCAUUACCUGAGGCCUGCUACUCUUUAGGGGUAUUGGGGGUCCCUUGUGACGACAAACCAGAUGAGCAAGAGAAACUAUUACAAACAUUAAUAGAAGCACAGAACACACAAAAUGUACCAAAGUUAACUGAACAUAUUGUGAACAUUCUAGAAUCACUGGACUAAUGUUUCUCUAUAGAGAUACUAGGACAUAUAUAUAAGUGAAAGGACAAGACAGCAAACAGUUAGCCCAGUUCACUUGAGAUCUGGGAAUACUUUAGUAUGUACUUUCCACAAGUAGACUGAUAUCUUUAAAAUGUGUGUUAUAAAGUAAAAGGUUGUCCAACUGUGGAAAUGCUGAUGUUCCAUAUUUUGUUGAUAAAGUUGAAAAUGAUUUAAUGUUUAACAAAAGGUGAACAUUUUAAUUUUAUGUAGCAGUUGAAUUUUAUUUUUGAGUAAUAAAAUCUCAGUAACAAAAGCUUUAAUUAUCCCAUUGAACAAAGUUAGGGAGUCUUGCUCAAGAAGAACUUUCAAGAUGGUCGCUGAAUUUCAAAAUGGCUGUCAU
Messenger RNA from Owenia fusiformis, 1453 nucleotides. The record is from the annotation of a GenBank genome assembly. NCBI's taxonomy places the organism in Eukaryota, Metazoa, Annelida, Polychaeta, Sabellida, Oweniidae.